UAUUUCCAAUCUGGAUCUAAUUUCGAUCUCAGUCCAAUAUUUGCAUCGCUGAGCAAGCUUAGGCAGGGGCCGCAGGGCAGUAAUAUAGUAUAUUUCAGCUUCCAAUGUCUCAUCCCAAAUUCUCCAACAUCAUAGCACAGAAAACGCAGUAAAAAAGCCAAACAACGCUUGUGAUAUACAACCCUCAUCUGAUCAUGACCGCCUUCUUCGAGCGCUACGUAUGGAGAAAGCCUUUCUGCUAUUUUUGAACGACCUGUGUAUUAUAAGAACACCAUCACCCACUGCUCCAUUUGUGAUUCUAUGAUUCAAGGCAGAGGUGCGCUAGCUGUAUCACUUUAUCUUUGGACAGGUUUAUCUACGGCAGCGGUGUACAUACAGGUACGUUUCCCACUGCCAAUAAAACACAGCUUGUCAUACCAGUUUCCGUCGCGCAUCUCUUGCCUACCUAGAGUCAAACCAAAGUCCUCUCGGUGGAUCGUGACUCAUCAUUAUGAUUCCUCCAGUCAUCCAUGAAGGUCUUAAAGCACAACUCACUGAUGCUCCUGAGACUCUCCGUCAAGUCUCAGAUCAUAGUUGGGCCUUUGUUGGAAUUAUUGGAGGAGCCGCUCUUGUAGUUUGGGUUUUUUGGCUAUCGGUCAUCCGCACAUGCAAACUCAAAACAAACAUCACAUCCUCUGAAUCUGCCCCCCUCCUAAAUCCAGAUCAACCACCAACCCAUAGUCAGAGGGAUCACACUGUCACGUCCACGCUCCUAUGUCCCGUCUGUGCAAAUCUAGAUUUUCACAAGAUCUUCCUCGAUGGUAUCCCACCAAAGGAGGAGAUCCCGCUUGGUUCGCUCUCGUCCAUCUUGGAGAAAUCCUACCAAUGCAGUUUCUGCCGCCUCAUAUCCUUUCAUGUCCGUCGAACAUGGAAGUUGGAUGAGGUUUCUCAAGUCGAUCUCUCGGGGCUUGGGCUUGGGGUAUACUCGAAGAAUUGUGGGUGUAUUCGGAAGCCCUUUUAUCAGCCUGAAUUCCGUUGCUACCGCUUGCAUGUCAUCAAGACGAAGGACGCAGGAGGCCUUUGGAAGAAACAUCUAGCUUUAGGAGAAGGAAGUCCGUUAAUCAUUCACCUCUUGCAAGAAGAUGCUUUCAAAUUCGGGAGACCAGUCGAUCUUCAUGGCCGUAGGGUAAAGAACACCGUAGAUAUUGGUCUGGUGCGGAAGUGGAUUAGCCUGUGCCGGGAGAACCAUGGAGAUAAAUGCGGAAACGUUUGGAAAACGCACAGGAAGCUGCCGGGGUUUGUGAGGGUGGUGGACGUAGUUUCGAUGGCCGUGGUUCCUGUGCCUUCUGGCUGUUGUUAUCUCACCCUCAGUUAUGUUUGGGGAAGCAUCGGCGCAGAAUAUUGGACGACGAAGGGUAACAUAGCGGAACGCUCCACGCCUGGCGGAUUGAACGCGUUGAAUCUACCCGAGACCAUCACUGAUUCGAUUCUAUUCGUUAGACAACUCGGUGAACGUUACUUAUGGAUCGAUGCUCUAUGUAUCAUUCAAGAUGAUUUGCUUGACAAGUCCAUUCAGCUACGUGCUAUGGAUUUGGUCUACGGCCUGUCUCACCUCACGAUAGUCGCUGCUGGCGCCAUGACGGCUCGAGACCCUCUCCCAGGAUGCCGCCCACGAUCUAGAACACUGCAACAGCAGAUCGAGGUCGUUCAAGGACUUCAUCUCUACGUCGCUCCUCCAAGACUUGGGGAGGCUCUCGCUCAAUCCACGUGGAAUACGCGUUGUUGGACCUAUCAAGAGAGCGCGCUCUCCUGCCGAAGGAUAUACUUCACUGGGCCACAAGUCUAUUUUGAGUGCAAAUGUGACAUUUUCUGUGAAGACAUCGUCGCCGAAAGCAAGUGUCUCCCACUCUCCCACAGCUUCCUCCAGUCGUCAUUUGGAGAACAUUUCCCCUACCUUCAGUCAGUUUCGAGUUACAUGGAGGCUGUUGAUAGGUAUACACGACGCAAUCUCACCGUGGAAUCGGAUGUCGUUGAUGCUUUUACUGGAGUGACGAACGCUUUAGCGAUGGCAUUUGAGCUCGGUGACCCAGACAGAACCUUUCAAUAUGGAAUGAUGUUGCUAGACAUGCAUGUCGCACUUCUCUGGCAGCACGAUCCACAAACACCUCGCGCCCGUCGUUUGCUCCCUGACGGAGGCAGUUCGCCUUGGCCCUCUUGGGCAUGGGCUGCGUGGCGUGGCGGUGUUAUCUACAGGGGGGUGGAGGUGUAUCUGAGGACUCGGAUGGGCAAUUUGAGCAGUGCACCAUCAGUGGGUGAGACGCUUGUUGAUCCUUGGUACAUCGUGGACCACAGUGGCAAUACAGUGCAGCUUUCUGUUCACCAGGUAUCCUGGGUCGUUUUGAGAGCAAAUGAAGAAGAACAUGCAUAUUCUGCUCCGCGAGGGAUCUUAGACCCAACGGAACUGACGCUAGACAUUCAUCGACCGCUAGAACCAGGCACUCUCGUUUUCCGCACGACUUGCAGCCACUUUCGCAUUUCACGGCGAGGUGGUGAAGAACCAAAUGCAUAUGCUCACGGUCUCUUCGAUAUUCUCUCUAUUGCAUCUUUUCCUCCCAUUUGGGUUGGCACUGCCGUCCUGCCAUUAGAACCUGCUCCACCAUCUUCUCUCGACUUUAUCGUCCUUUCUCGCACUAGUUCGCGCAGCGUAUACGACGAAGAGAACCUUAUGGGUUACGAUGGAUGCUUGUUGCAUGUGAUGGCGGUAAGUCAGGAUGAGGGCUUGAUGGAACGUGUCGGGUUGGGCGUCAUUCACGAAGCCGCCUGGGUUGCAUCAAGGCCGGAGAAGAAGGUAGUGUUUCUCGGGUAAUGGCGUCCCUCGGUUGUUUAUGUACCAAAUUCACGUCCUUCGGAUUGUUGGAGAAUGCAGAUUUAGACAGAAAUUUUCGCGUCGGUCUGGAUGCAUUAGCUACUUCUGAAUCAUGAAUCGUAUCUCAGGCUAGACACUGGUGUAGACUUGAAGUACGAAACGUCGAGACAACGAUACAGAUUUCUUGGAAUUUGGUACGCAAGGUCAUUCCA
Suillus plorans is the source of this 3057-nucleotide messenger RNA. Its product is annotated as heterokaryon incompatibility protein-domain-containing protein. NCBI's taxonomy places the organism in Eukaryota, Fungi, Basidiomycota, Agaricomycetes, Boletales, Suillaceae. The coding region runs from base 491 to 2845 and encodes 784 amino acids. The transcript is spliced from 3 exons. The record is from RefSeq and is a predicted model, not a curated record.